Messenger RNA from Cynoglossus semilaevis (tongue sole), 1930 nucleotides. RefSeq names its product histone-binding protein N1/N2-like. Bases 124 to 1761 code for a protein of 545 amino acids. Gene Ontology annotation, biological process: CENP-A containing chromatin assembly; DNA replication-dependent chromatin assembly. The transcript has 15 exons. The record is from RefSeq and is a predicted model, not a curated record. Gene Ontology annotation, cellular component: nucleoplasm. Lineage: Eukaryota; Metazoa; Chordata; Actinopteri; Pleuronectiformes; Cynoglossidae. Gene Ontology annotation, molecular function: histone binding.
ACCCCUCUUUUCUCUAUUUAAGCGCGCCAACAAAGACGCGUUGUAGGCUGGUUCAUUUAAGAAACAACACAAAGACUAUUCCCCGUCUUUCCAGUGGCUAUAUCCGUCUGUCUUCCAGUCAGUAUGCCGGAGGAAACGUCCACCUCCACUUCUGAGAGUGUGGAGGAGAAGCCGUGCUCAUCAACCGCAGCUGCUGCAGCAGCCUCGGACGGUGCUGACGUUAUGGAAGAGGCAAAAAAACUGAUUGGCACUGGGAAAAGACAUCUGGUGAUGGGAGAUGUUGUGUCUGCUGUCAAUGUUUUCCAAGAAGCCUGUGGCAUGCUGGCUGCAGCGUAUGGAGACACUGCAGACGAGUGUGGUGAGGCAUUUUUUCUCUGUGGGAAAGCCCUACUGGAGCUGGCCAGGAUGGAAAACAGUGUCCUUGGUAAUGCACUAGAUGGAGUUCCUGAAGAAUCAGAAGAGGAAGAACAACCCCCCAACUCGAAUAUUGAGAGUGCCUCCAACCUUGAUGAAAAGACUAGAGAUGAGCUACGACAGCAAGUGUAUGACGCAAUGGCAGAGCAGGAAAAGCCUAAAUCAGCUGAUGCAAAAAUGGAGUCAGCAGAUCCAAAGUCCACAGAAAACACUGUGGCCAAGUCACCGAUGAAAGGCAUGAAUGGAUCGGAGAAGGUCUCUGAAUCCCCUGUGAAAGGCGAAACUGAAGCUGCUGAGAAACCAGCUGCCUCUGUGAAUAAUGGGAUGUCUGCUGCUAGUGGGUCACCUGCUAAAGUAACUGUGGCUGAAAAAGAGCAGAAUGGAGAGGCAGAAAAGGAGGAGAAAUCCAAGGAAGACGGUGAACAGGAAGAACCAGAGGAUGAUGAUGAUGAUGAUGAGGAUGACGACGACGAUGAGGAUGAAGAUGGCGAGAAAAAUGGGCAAGAGAAAGAAGAGGAAGUUGGCAAUUUGCAGUUGGCUUGGGAGAUGCUGGAAGUGGCUAAAGUCAUCUAUAAAAGGAGAGAAGACAAAGAUGAACAGCUAAUGGCAGCCCAAGCAUAUCUCAAACUGGGAGAAGUCAGUGCUGAGUCAGGUAACUACCCACAGGCCCUGGAAGACUUCCAGGAGUGUCUUGCCCUGCAGCUGAAGCACUUGCCCCCCCACAGUCGCCUGCUGGCGGAGACUCACUACCACGUGGCCACCACGCUGUGCUACAUGGACCAGUACAACCAGGCCAUUCAGCACUACAACAGCUCCAUCAAAGUCAUCGAGACUCGUCUGGCCAUGUUGCAGGAGGUGAUAGAUGCAGCGGAGGGAGCAGAUGGAGCGGCAGAAGACAAAUGUGAGAUGGAGGAGUUGAACCAGCUUUUGCCCGAAAUCAAGGAGAAAGUAGAAGAUGCUAAGGAGAGUCAGAGGACGGCCAGCACGGCCUCCCAGGCCAUUCUGCAGACACUAGGUGGCGGUGCCUCCACCUCAUCAGCAUUCCAGUGUGAAAAUGGAGGGGCGUCGUCUUCAUCAGCGUUUCCUGCACCCAGUCUGAUCCCAGUAAAAUCCUCUGACAUCACGUCACCGCCCAAAGCAGUCUCUGAUAUUUCACACCUCGUCAGGAAAAAGAGGAAACCAGAAGAGGAGCAGAGCCCAGUAAAGGAAACUGAUGCUAAACAGGCCAAACAGGAAGCCACACUUAAUGGCAGCGGUGACUCCACUGCCCGCAACGGCAAUGGAGUUCAAGAGGGAGAGUCACAGGAGCCUGCCAACCAGUCGGCCUCUGUCCAGUCUUCAGCGUGACGGCCCACAUGUGUUUGAUCUCUGAAAACCAGCACAUGACCUGCUCCAACUUCAGCAGUUUUUUUUUUCCUCUCUCUCCUGUAAAUAAUUCAUUUUCACAAGAUUUGUCUGUUCACUUUUUGUAUACUUGAAGUAAAAAAAAAAAAAAUAAAUAAACGAUUUGCAUAUC